Molecule: messenger RNA, 1271 nt
Organism: Petromyzon marinus (sea lamprey)
Lineage: Eukaryota; Metazoa; Chordata; Hyperoartia; Petromyzontiformes; Petromyzontidae
Product: mitochondrial coenzyme A diphosphatase NUDT8
Molecular function (GO): coenzyme A diphosphatase activity
Source: RefSeq, a predicted model, not a curated record
GGGGGAGACAAAGGCGGCCGGGCGUGGUGCUGGUCACCCACACCACCUUCAUAGGACGACCGAGUGUGAAACGCUCUCUUCGAAGUCUGCGAAGAGGCAUACAUGGGAGACGAGAACCGAAUCACGGGCACCUGAACGCUGCCACCUUCGCAAGAGGGAUUCUGGAAUUAAGCAGCAAACCCUCAGAAGCGGAGCGACAGAGCAACGCAGGGAGAUGUUGAUGCGGCUUGCGGCCCUGGGGCGCACCCUGCGGCCUUGCCUAAGCGGCACCGUCUUUGCCACGCCACUUCCUGCGGGGCAGAUUGUUCCCUCGUCCUCCAAAUCGUCGUCGCCCCGCUCCACCCCUUCGUCAGGGCCGUGGCACCGCCCCCCCUUCUCGUGGUGUCCCGCACGGACGGCAUUGUCGCGGGAGGAUGCGGAACUCCUCGUGGCAUCGUGCCUCGACGUGCCGAACCGCGAGCGGUGCCGACGGGAGCUGGCCCGGAGGGACCGUGGGACCUCGCGGCAGCAGCAGCAGCAGCAGCAGCCGCCGCCGCUCAUCCCCACGUGGACUCCGGCCCAGGGGAACCGUGUCGACGCCGCAGUGCUGGUGUCACUGUGCCGGCACGCCGGGGAGCCCAGCGUGCUGCUCACGCUGCGGUCACGCACCAUGCCCGGCCGGCAUAGCGGGGACGUCUGUUUCCCCGGCGGCAAACAGGAAGAGGGGGACCGGGAUGCGGUGGCGACGGCGUUGAGGGAGGCGCGGGAGGAGCUGGGGGUGGACGUGAGCGUUGACUCCGUGUGGGGGCUUCUGACCCCCGUCCCAGACGUGACGGGCAAAAUGCUGGUGUGGCCGGUGCUCGCGGACCUGGGAGAAGUUGACCCGGACGCAUUGAAUCCCAACCCAGACGAGGUAGAGGAGGCGUUCCUCGUCUCUCUGCGCCACCUGUGCGACCCCGCGCACCAGGGCUACACGCGGUUCCGCGCUCGCGGCGGCCGCUACGCGUACACGCUGCCGCUCUUCAGCACGGGCCACUCGCCCCACGCUGCCUCCGCUGCGCCGACGUCGUCGGCUGGGUCGGCGGCUUCGGCGGCGUCGGCCUGGGGCAGUCACAGAGUGUGGGGCCUCACCGGUGUGCUGCUGGACCAGGCGCUCGCUGCGCUCCUGCCGGACGUCUACAGCUCCAAGGUUCACGGCGCCAGAUUCGCGCGCCCCUCUGGGGGCAAGGGUCAAACGCGGGUCACCCGGACUGACCAGUAGCGGUGGCAGCAGCAGCAGCAGCAGCAGGAGG